Messenger RNA from Kwoniella mangroviensis CBS 8507, 3318 nucleotides. RefSeq lists its product as uncharacterized. Bases 1 to 3318 code for a protein of 1105 amino acids. Lineage: Eukaryota; Fungi; Basidiomycota; Tremellomycetes; Tremellales; Cryptococcaceae. The transcript has a single exon. The record is from RefSeq and is a predicted model, not a curated record.
AUGUCUGAUAUAACCAAUUUACCACCUUUGCCGCCUUCUCCCUCUCCUUCUUUCUCGCUCUCGCCUCCUCCAACUGAAUCAUCCUCAAAAUCGAUGCCCCUUUCGAGAAUCAAGAAGAUGCCAUCUUCAGUCCGGAUAUUUCAAGAACAACAUAUCAACGAGUUCGCACACCUUCAUCUGAACGACCAAGAGAAACUUUCGAGGGAAGAACGAGAUAAAAUGUUAUUAGCUGAAAGGCAGAAACUGGAAGAAGCCAGACGAAUUGGAAGAUUGAAGAGACAAACCAUGGCUCAUCACCUGGAAAGGGACAAAGAGAAUGCGGAUUCGGAUUCGAGGAUCGGUUGGAGACCUCUAAGUCUGUUAGCUCGCCGUCAACCUCAGACGAAACCUGCUCAACUUGUCGUUCAGCAGGAUACACAUCUAAGUAAACAGCAACAACAGGAACAGCAGCGGCGUCAAAGAAGGUUUUCUCAUCGCAUGGAAAUCAUAACACCUACUGAUAUCGAUACACCCGAUUUAUCUUCACCCAUUCCAUCCGAUGUCAAUUCUCCUGAUCUAGCUCUGAUCACUCCUAACCAGCUUGGUUUGGCCCUCGGAUGUCCUUCGCCGCCCCUUCCUCAUAUUCCCAACAAAUCCAAAGCAAGACCAUCACUACCUCACGAUAUCUCUUCAGUAGACAGUCACGGGGACAACUCGACCUAUUCUUGGGCAUCUUCGUUCUCAGGUGAGACUGUUGAACUUCGUACCGCCGCACAUUACGUCCCGUCAAUCUCUGAGGAAGGUGCCGGUGCCACCUCCGCCGAAUUGGGUCCAGAAGAGGUAUUGGAUUCACCUGAGAAAGUGAAAAGGAGAAGAAAGAGGAUCGUGGCUAUUGCUCACACCGUUAGGCAGUUGGAGGGUGUCGGGUCAAGAGAUGUCGAAGAUCCAAACUUCUACCAUCAAUUGGUCAAAGCCUGGAGCGAACGACCGGGCGCUCAACAACCUCGUGAACCCAUUUGGUCACCUACUACCCAACGAGCACUCGCUCCACCUAUACCUCCUAGACCCAUAGACAACGCCUCCGCUUUCGAUCCGUACCUUGCGCCUCCCGCUUGGCUCGCACCUCCCUCAUUCAACCCGGCCAGUGUCCCAAAUCAAGGUGCUUCACCAGUUCCCUCGUCAGAUCUCGAACAUCGGACACCGGACCUUGACGACGUUCAUCACAGUCAAUCAGAAGAGAAUCAUUCCAACGAAAGUUACGCGAGCUCCAAUCCGUUCAGGUACUCUUAUGCUUCCAGUCUACAUGAUCUGGCUUUAGAACAGGGCGUACAGCAUGGUACCAAAUUGAUGAGUGAGAAAGCAUGGCUUCGAUCCCCUUUGUUCGACCAGGGUACAUGGUUCGAUGCGAAUACCCCCUCUGCACCAUUACCCGUUGGUACCUUUCAGAUGGCGCCUAGAGUUCCCUCACCUGGACUUGGAGAGGGGGGAGACGACUCACCUAGGAGAUCAAGUGAGAAAGGACCCGAGUCUGGCUGUACUAUCAAUACUCAGUCUCAAUCUCGACGUACCCUCCGAAGACACGAUGCUAACAUCGGCGGGAUCAAGGAAAGACAAAAAUUGGGGACACCAAUUGCCUUGGCGGGAUCAUCUACGUCUGCGCCCACUCCAGCCCCAACUAAUUGGGGAUUAGGCUUCCUCGGAAAUUGGCUCAAGGAUGAAUUGGCGGAUGUAGAUAUAGAUGAAUCAUCAAAGAAUGACAAGGAGGAAGUGGAUUUUCAAUUUGGGGAGGCAGGGAUGAUCGGACCUCAACGAUCGAUGAACAUGAAUACGAGGAACAAGAUUUCGAGUUUCUUAGCAGAGGGAGAUGUGCUCAACGCCCAACCGAUAAAUAUAAACGACCGUAUGACUUUACGGGAAACAGAGCAACAGGAACAGCAGGAAAGCAGGAAAAUCGAAAUGAACAAUCAAUAUCAAGAUCAGUCAAUGGAAUCUAUACCGUUGACUAUCAACGACAUACAAACAAACCUCGUUUUACUCCCUCCCCUCCCCACACCGGAAAUCGAAGAGAUAUCCAACCAAACUGGAUUACCCAAAUCUCAGAUCAACCCUCCGCCGCCAAAAGAAUGUCUUAUAGUAGCAAAAGAAUAUCGAUACUUGAACCCUUGCCGACGUCAGAGUUAUUCGACCCCCUCGGACAUCUUGUAUCCUCAUCCGCAUCUACACCACGAACCUCCCUUGAUAUCGAACGAGAACCAGGACGUCAACGAGAAUCUACGCCUACGACAUCGGCUUCAGGGUGGGUUUGGGGAUUUGGAAGUACAAGUAGAAACAGAAACAGAAGUAGGAGUAAGACCGUCGGAUCACCAACCAACAGAGGAGGCGGAGGAGGAGGGAUCUUGGGAUUUAUCGGAGAUCUCAUUAUCCCAAUCUCAAUUUCGAACGCCGCCUCUGAAGAUCCAUCGGAGACUCGGUUCCUUGACACCCCAAGACAGAGUACACGAACGACAUUCGAUGUCUCCUACUCGGAUGACGACAACACCUCAACUCCACGAAUUACCACCCCUACCGCUCUCCCCAAUCAGUCUGACUGGCACGGGAGUGACGACAUCCACUCCACCACGUACACCCAAAUCACACCUUCGACCUGUCCUUCCUCCCUUACCGCCUACUCCGAAAUAUCGAAGACCCACUCCGCCAUCGCUCAACAACCCGAUGAGGGAGAGGAGGAAUAUAGAAGGAGGAUCAGACAGAGUUGGAGUUGGAUGUCCUCCUCUUCCACUUCCGCCUCCUCUAGCUCAGGAGACCCAGCCACACCUAAAUUACGACCGUUACUGCUACCCUGUAUCUACGGAGGGAGAUAUAGGUAUCGAUCUGGUCUCUCAGAGUAAUACGAAUACCAAUAGUAUAAUGAUGGUCGAACAUCCAUCUUAUCCACCUGUCAAUGAUACGUCCUUAACGGAUCCAAAUCAAUCCUCAGCCUCUUCAGGAUUAGUGGGAAUGGAUAUAUCGUCUAGACAAGCUACUACCACGGACCUCGAAAAGGCUUUACCCUCGAAACCCUCAAGUUCACCUUCUCGUACACCUCUGAUAUUAUUUAUAUUUGGAUUUAUAUUACCGAUAUUAUGGUUCGUAGGAGGAUGGCCAAUCCUCAAACCUUCUCCUGAACCAUCUACUUCAACCGAAGUUGUGACUACCGAAGGAGAAAAUGGAAGUAGGUUCAAAUGGUUAUAUCACCCUGAUCCGAUGGUAAGGAAAUGCCGAUAUGCUGCGGUAAUCUCUACACCGUUGAUCAUCAUAGCUGGGAUAGUAGCUGUCGUGGUGGUAGUGACGAUCUUAUAG